This is a messenger RNA of Euleptes europaea (tarantolino), 13858 nucleotides long. It is a transcript of the gene ANK3, whose product is annotated as ankyrin 3. Gene Ontology annotation, biological process: regulation of cardiac muscle contraction; signal transduction; protein localization to T-tubule. The transcript has 47 exons. Gene Ontology annotation, molecular function: protein binding. NCBI's taxonomy places the organism in Eukaryota, Metazoa, Chordata, Lepidosauria, Squamata, Sphaerodactylidae. The record is from RefSeq and is a predicted model, not a curated record. The coding region runs from base 364 to 13671 and encodes 4435 amino acids. Gene Ontology annotation, cellular component: T-tubule.
AGCACAGCCCCCCCCCCCUCCGUGGAAUCACUUAGACACUUCCAGCUGGUGGCAAGGGGGAUACGGCCAUAAUACCGCUUUCUCUGUCCCGGCUGUCUUCCUCAUUACGUUAAAUGCAUUAGGAUGGCUGCACUGCUUUGUCGAGGAGGGUCAGGUGCAGAGAGGUACGGGAAGAGACCUGCAGGCAUGCAUCCGGGUAGCAUCUGCCAGCUUCGCCCAGACCUUUGAAUUCUGAAUGUCUGCCUGGCUCUGGCCAAAGCUUUUCUUUGCUGAUAAGGGCUGGUUAGAGGCGCCUGAGGAGAGCACCAGCACCCUUUUACACCAGGAAAGGAUUUUGUUGCCCAGGGUGUCCCUAAAUGCAUUAUGGCUCAUGCAGCAUCGCAGCUGAAGAAAAACAGAGAUUUAGAGCUUAACCCUGAUGAAGAAAACGAGAAAAAGAGGAAACAUAGGAAGAGAUCCCGGGAUCGGAAAAAAAAGUCUGACACCAAUGCAAGUUACCUACGAGCUGCCCGGGCAGGCAACUUAGAAAAGGCCCUCGACUACUUAAAAAGCGGAGUUGACAUCAACAUUUGCAAUCAGAAUGGGUUGAAUGCUCUCCAUCUCGCCUCCAAAGAAGGCCAUGUAGAAGUCGUUUCGGAGCUGAUACAGAGAGGCGCCAAUGUGGAUGCCGCAACAAAGAAAGGAAACACAGCUUUGCACAUAGCAUCUCUGGCGGGGCAGACCGAAGUGGUGAAGGUGCUGGUUACGAACGGGGCCAACGUCAAUGCACAAUCUCAGAAUGGCUUCACACCAUUGUACAUGGCGGCUCAAGAAAAUCACCUGGAAGUGGUUAAAUUUCUUCUUGACAAUGGGGCAAGUCAGAGUCUUGCCACAGAGGAUGGCUUCACCCCGUUGGCAGUCGCCCUUCAACAGGGCCACGACCAGGUGGUUUCCUUGUUGCUUGAAAAUGACACCAAGGGGAAAGUCCGUCUUCCUGCUCUUCACAUUGCUGCACGCAAGGAUGACACAAAGGCAGCUGCCCUGCUGCUGCAGAACGACCAUAAUGCAGAUGUGGAGUCCAAGAGCGGCUUUACUCCCCUCCACAUAGCUGCCCACUAUGGAAAUAUUAAUGUGGCUACACUGCUUUUAAAUCGUGGUGCUGCUGUGGACUUUACAGCAAGGAAUGAUAUCACUCCAUUACAUGUAGCAUCGAAGCGAGGGAAUACCAACAUGGUUAAACUGCUACUUGAUAGAGGAGGAAAAAUUGACGCCAAAACAAGGGAUGGGCUGACACCUCUCCAUUGUGGGGCACGAAGCGGCCAUGAACAAGUUGUAAGAAUGCUGCUUGAUCGGGGAGCUCCUAUUCUUUCCAAAACAAAGAAUGGCCUGUCUCCAUUGCACAUGGCGACGCAGGGGGACCACCUCAACUGUGUCCAGCUUCUGAUCGAGCACAAUGUGCCUGUGGACGAUGUCACCAACGACUACCUGACGGCGCUGCACGUCGCCGCUCACUGUGGCCACUACAAAGUCGCGAAGGUUUUGUUGGACAAGAAAGCGAAUCCUAAUGCCAAAGCACUGAACGGUUUCACACCUCUCCACAUUGCCUGCAAAAAGAAUAGAAUUAAAGUUAUGGAACUUUUGCUGAAACACGGGGCGUCUAUCCAAGCUGUCACUGAGUCGGGCCUGACUCCGAUCCAUGUGGCUGCCUUCAUGGGACAUGUAAAUAUCGUUUCACAGCUGAUGCAUCACGGAGCAUCACCCAAUACAACCAACGUGAGGGGAGAGACAGCCCUACAUAUGGCUGCAAGAGCUGGCCAGUCGGAAGUUGUUCGGUACUUAGUACAGAACGGAGCUCAGGUAGAAGCAAAAGCCAAGGAUGACCAAACGCCACUGCACAUCUCUGCACGACUGGGGAAGGCUGAUAUAGUUCAGCUGCUGUUGCAACAAGGAGCGUCUCCAAAUGCUGCCACGACGUCAGGAUAUACGCCAUUGCAUCUCUCGGCACGAGAAGGACACGAAGAUGUAGCAUCCAUCCUGUUGGACCAUGGUGCCUCUUUAAAUAUAACUACCAAGAAAGGGUUUACACCUCUACAUGUGGCUGCCAAGUAUGGCAACAUCGAAGUGGCCAACCUCCUGCUUCAGAAGAGUGCCCCCCCUGAUGCUGCUGGAAAGAGUGGUUUAACUCCACUGCAUGUCGCGGCACAUUACGAUAAUCAGAAAGUGGCGCUUCUGCUCUUGGACCAGGGAGCCUCACCUCACGCCUCUGCAAAGAAUGGUUACACGCCCCUGCACAUCGCUGCCAAGAAGAACCAGAUGGAUAUUGCAACCACGCUGCUGGAAUAUGGUGCUGAUGCCAAUGCAGUCACCAGGCAGGGCAUUACUCCUGUGCAUCUUGCCUCCCAAGAGGGCCACGUAGACAUGGUGUCAUUGCUCCUAACCAGAAAUGCUAAUGUGAACCUAAGCAACAAGAGUGGCCUGACUCCACUGCACCUGGCGGCUCAAGAGGACAAAGUCAACGUGGCCGAGGUCCUUGUUAACCAAGGCGCUGUUGUGGAUGCACAGACCAAGAUGGGAUACACUCCAUUACACGUCGGCUGCCACUAUGGAAACAUCAAAAUAGUUAAUUUCCUUCUGCAGCAAUUUGCGAAAGUUAAUGCCAAAACAAAGAAUGGUUACACGCCCCUUCAUCAAGCAGCACAACAGGGACAUACUCAUAUAAUCAACGUCUUGCUCCAGAAUGGCGCUUCGCCAAAUGAGCUCACUGUGAAUGGGAACACUGCCCUUGCCAUUGCCAGACGACUGGGCUACAUCUCCGUGGUCGACACUCUGAAGGUCGUGACGGAAGAGACCAUGACCACCAUUACCGUCACAGAAAAACAUAAGAUGAAUGUCCCAGAAACAAUGAAUGAAGUCUUGGAUAUGUCUGAUGAUGAAGUUCGUAAAGCGAAUGCCCCUGAAAUUCUCAGUGAUGGUGAAUAUAUGUCAGAUGUUGAAGAAGGUGAAGAUGCCAUGACUGGAGAUACAGACAAGUAUCUGGGGCCUCAGGAUCUCAAAGAACUCGGAGAUGAUUCUCUGCCUGCAGAAGGAUACAUGGGCUUCAGUCUAGGCGCCCGAUCUGCCAGCCUCCGCUCCUUUAGUUCGGCCGGGUCCUACACUCUGAACAGAAGCUCCUUCGCUCGGGACAGCAUGAUGAUCGAAGAACUGCUGGUGCCAUCGAAAGACCAGCACCUGACGUUUCCAAGGGAAUUCGACUCUGACUCACUCAGACAUUAUAGCUGGGCUGUAGACACCUUGGAUAACGUUAACCUUGUCUCCAGUCCUAUCCAUUCUGGUUUUUUGGUUAGUUUUAUGGUGGAUGCCCGUGGAGGUUCCAUGAGGGGCAGCCGUCACCACGGUAUGAGGAUUAUCAUUCCUCCACGAAAAUGUACAGCGCCCACCCGCAUCACCUGCCGUUUGGUAAAGAGGCACAAACUGGCCAGCCCUCCACCAAUGGUUGAAGGAGAAGGAUUGGCUAGUAGACUGGUGGAAAUGGGGCCUUCAGGUGCACAAUUCUUAGGUCCUGUCAUAGUGGAAAUCCCCCAUUUUGGAUCAAUGCGUGGAAAAGAAAGAGAGCUGAUAGUGCUUCGAAGUGAAAAUGGUGAGACGUGGAAAGAGCACCAGUACGACAGCAGACAUGAAAACCUCACUGAAAUUCUCAAUGGCAUGAAUGAAGAGAUGGACAGUGCCGAAGAACUUGAGAAGAAACGCAUCUGCAGAAUUAUCACAAAGGACUUCCCUCAGUACUUUGCGGUGGUUUCACGAAUCAAGCAAGAAAGCAACCAGAUUGGUCCUGAGGGUGGUAUCCUGAGCAGCACAACUGUGCUGCGGGUUCAGGCUUCAUUCCCAGAAGGAGCGUUAACCAAAAGAAUACGAGUGGGCCUUCAGGCUCAACCAGUUCCAGACGAAACCGUCAAGAAAAUUCUUGGCAACAAAGCAACUUUCAGUCCCAUUGUUACUGUGGAACCCAGAAGAAGAAAAUUCCAUAAACCAAUCACCAUGACAAUCCCUGUGCCGCCCCCAUCUGGGGAAGGGAUAACCAAUGGAUAUAAAGGCGACACAACGCCCAGCCUUCGACUACUAUGUAGUAUCACAGGCGGUACUUCACCAGCUCAGUGGGAAGAUAUCACAGGCACCACUCCACUGACCUUUGUAAAUGAUUGUGUCUCUUUCACAACCAACGUUUCAGCCAGAUUUUGGCUAGCAGACUGCCAUCAAGUUCUUGAAACUGUCGGGCUGGCCACACAACUUUAUAGGGAACUAAUAUGUGUUCCAUACAUGGCCAAGUUUGUGAUUUUUGCCAAAAUGAAUGAUGCUGUAGAAUCCAGUUUGCGUUGCUUCUGCAUGACGGAUGACAAAGUGGACAAAACGUUGGAGCAGCAAGAAAAUUUUGAAGAAGUUGCAAGAAGCAAAGAUAUUGAGGUUCUGGAAGGAAAGCCUAUUUAUGUGGAUUGCUAUGGGAAUCUGGCCCCUCUAACAAAAGGAGGACAACAACUUGUGUUUAAUUUUUAUGCUUUCAAAGAAAACAGACUGCCAUUUUCUAUCAAGAUUAGAGACACCAGCCAAGAACCUUGUGGUCGCUUAUCCUUUUUAAAAGAACCAAAGACUACAAAAGGUCUACCACAAACAGCCGUUUGCAACUUAAAUAUCACUCUGCCAGCUCACAAAAAGGAAACAGAGUCAGAUCAAGAUGAUGAGACCGAGAAAACGGACCGGCGGCAGAACUUUGUCUCCCUUGCUUUACGUAAGCGCUACAGCUAUCUGACUGAGCCUGGAAUGAAAACAGUUGAACGAAGUACAGGAGCUGCAAGAUCCCUACCUGCUACCUAUUCAUACAAGCCAUUCUUUUCCGCAAGACCAUAUCAGUCAUGGACCACAGCACCAAUAACAGUGCCUGGGCAAACCAAAUCAGGCUUCACUUCCUUAUCAAGCUCUUCCUCUAACACUCCAACAGCUUCCCCAUUAAAAUCAAUAUGGUCUGUUUCUUCUGCUUCACCGAUAAAAUCCACAUUAGGAGCCUCUACUACAUCUUCAGUUAAAUCUGUUAGCGAUGUAGCUUCUCCAAUUAGAUCAUUUCGGACAAUGGCCUCGCCAAUAAAAACCGUGAUCUCACCGUCUCCGUAUAAUAUCCAAGUCUCUUCUGGUUCCUUCAUCAGAACUCCCGCAGUAACGGAAACCACUAGUUUGAAAGGGCUGGCAUCCAGUUCUGCUUUCCCCUCUCGGACAUCUCCAGUGACUACAGCUGGGUCUCUUUUGGAGAGAUCAUCCAUUACCAUGACGCCUCCAGCAUCUCCCAAAUCGAACAUUAACAUGUACUCUUCAAGUUUGCCAUUUAAAUCAAUCAUCACAUCAGCAUCACCGCUUUUAUCUUCACCUUUAAAAUCAGUGGUGUCUCCUGCUAAGUCAGCAGUUGAUGCUGUUUCAUCCUCUAAAGUCACGAUGGCUUCAUCCCUCUCAUCCCCUGCGAAACACAUAGUCGGGCAUACAGAGAUAGCCAUGGUUAAUGGGUCCAUGUCACCUUUGAAAUAUCCAUCCCCUGCCAGUUUACUCAAUGGAUCUAAAGCCACGGGCACAUUUCAAGACAAGAUCACUGCGGCAGCCAGUUCUGCAAGUUGUGCUGCUAAUGCAGCCGCCGAUACAGUUGAGAAAAUGUUUCCAACCACUACCGCAAUGCCAUUUUCUCCACUCAGGUCGCUUGUGUCUUCGAGUCCAUCAGCCUUUCAGUCAAUAAGAACUUCUUCUACAGGUGCACUAUACACAUCUCUUGGGUCAAUAUCAGCAACUACCUCGUCAGUUACUUCAUCAACAAUCACAGUGCCAGUAUAUUCUGUAGUCAAUGUUUUGUCUGAACCAGCACUAAAGAAGCUCCCAGAGUCAACUUCCCUUACAAAAUCGGCAGCUGCGUUGUUAUCGCCUGUUAAAACAUUGACUACAGAGACACGCACACAGCCUCACUUUAACCGAAACUUAUCUCCUAUAAAAUCAUCCUUGUUUUUAGCACCCUCUGCGCUUAAGUUGUCCGCACCAUCUUCUUUAUCCUCUAGUCAGGAGAUAUUAAAAGAUGUGGCUGAGAUGAAAGAGGACCUAAUAAGAAUGACAGCGAUAUUGCAGACAGAUGUAACGGAGGACAAGGCAUUCCAGCCAGAACUAACAAAAGAGGGUAGAAUAGAUGAUGAAGAACCUUUUAAAAUUGUUGAGAAAGUAAAAGAGGACUUAGUAAAAGUUAGUGAGAUACUGAAAAAAGAUGUGUGUUUAGAAAAAGGAUCCGCCAAGCUAUCAAAUAAUGAUAAAGGACACUCAUCUGAGGAUGAAUGGGUAGAGUUCAGUGCAGAUGAGAUUGAUGAAGCAAGACGGCAGCCCAUGAUAUAUCCUCCUAUAUCAAUUUCUGAAAAAAUGCAAAUUAAAGCAAAGGCCGUGUCUGAAAAGGAUUAUAACUUGACUAAAGUAAUUGAUUAUUUGACUAAUGACAUUGGGAGUAGUUCACUGGCAAGCUUAAAGUACAAAUUUGACGAGGGGAAACGAGAAGGCGAAGAGAGACAGAAACGAGUUUUAAAACCAGCCACUGCUUUACAAGAACAUAAGCUAAAAAUGCCUCCAGCCUCCAUGAGGCCUUCUACUUCAGAAAAAGAGUUGUGCAAAAUCACAGAUUCCUAUUUUGGAACAGAUACCAUUUUAGAAUCUCCAGAUGACUUUUCCCAACAUGACCAAGAUAAAAGUCCAUUGUCUGACAGUGGCUUUGAAACGAGAAGUGAGAAAACGCCUUCAGCCCCACAAAGUGCAGAGAGCACAGGGCCAAAACCACUUUUCCACGAUGUACCCAUCCCUCCUGUCAUUACAGAAACGAGAACUGAGGUGGUUCAUGUCAUCCGUAGCUAUGAACCCUCUUCAGAAGAGGUUCCUGAACCACAGGCAGAAGAGCCACCAUCAACAAAAGUGGAACCCGUGGAGCUAGAACCCAGGUCAAAUGGUGGAUCUAUCAAAGAAAAAGUGAAAGCAUUUCAAAUGAAAGCGAACAGUGAAGAUGAUGACCACAAGUGUGUUCUUGGUAAAGGUGUCCGUGUGAAAGAAGAGACUCAUAUCACUACCACGACUAGAAUGGUAUACCAUAAGCCUCCAUGCCCUGAGAAUGCUUCAGAAAGAAUUGAGGAAACAAUGUCUGUUCACGAUAUAAUGAAAGCUUUUCAGUCAGGACGUGAUCCUUCCAAAGAACUGGCAGGUCUGUUUGAACAUAAGUCUUCGGUAACACCAGAUGUUAGCAAGUCAACUGAAAUUUCACCACAACAUGCAGAGAAGGACAGCAAAAUGAAACCCAAACUGGAGCGUAUAAUAGAGGUCCAUAUUGAAAAAGGUAAUGAGGCUGACCCUACUGAAGUCAUUAUUAGAGAAACAAAAAAACAUCCAGAGAAAGAAAUGUAUGUUUAUCAGAAAGAACUAGCCCGGGUUGAUUUGGAAAAGCAUGAUUCUCUUCCUUGUUCAGAUGAACAAGGUCAGCAAGAAGAAGAAGAGCUUACAGCUGAAGAGUCACUUCCUUCUUAUCUGGAAUCUUCUAGAGUAAAUACUCCUGUGUCUCAGGAAGAAGACAGUCGCCCUAGUUCUGCCCAACUUAUGUCUGAUGACUCGUACAAAACACUGAAGCUUUUGAGCCAGCACUCAGUAGAGUACCAUGAUGAUGAGUUGUCAGAACUAAGAGGGGAAUCAUACAGGUUUGCUGAGAAAAUGCUUCUCUCAGAAAAGCUAGAUGUGUCUCACUCUGAUACUGAGGAAUCAGUUACAGACCAUGUUUUACCCCUUAGCUCAGACUUGCAGGGGCCUGAUAAGCGAUGCAGAGACAAAGUAGCUACAGCCCCCCCAAAAGAAAUUCUCACCAAAAUCUCUAAAGAUAUAUCAGAAAACUGUGUAGGUAAAAUGUCCAAAGAUGAUCAUUAUGAUAAAGUGACAGUGUUACAUUAUACCGGAGAUGUUAGUAGCCCCAAGCAAGCCAUGUGGAUGCGGUUUACUGAGAACAGAUUAGAUAGAGGUAGAGAAAAGUUGAUAUAUGAAGACAGGGUGGACAGGACUGUUAAGGAGGCGGAAGAAAAGCUGACGGAAGUAUCACAGUUCUUCCGGGACAAAACAGAAAAACUGAACAAUGAACUCCAAUCUCCAGAAAAAAAGCAACAGAAAAGAAAUGGGAAAGUUCAUUCAGGCCAUAGUUCAGCCAGCAGCAGCCCUGAAAAAGUGACAGCGACUGACCUGCCGUGUUCGAAGGACGACUGGAGUAAAGGAGGACCAUACAGCCAUGACAGAAAGUGCUUCCCAAAACCUGAUGAAAGAAGAGCCGCUAGUUUACCCAGCAGUCCUGAGAGAAGGGCUCUUACGCAGCAAACUGAAGACUGUAAGCAGUUGGUGGAGCACAAAGGAAUAGCUCAGAAGAGUAAAACCCCUGAGUCUUCACCGACCGGCUUUCAACUGAAGCAGUCCAAACUCAGUUCUAUUAGGCUGAAGUUUGAACAGAGCAUAGGCUGUAAGAGUAAGGAGCUGUCGCAAGAUGAUAAAAAGCAGGACGCUCAAUCUAAAAUCCCAGUGAAAAAAUUCCAGGACAGCAAGCUCCCAGUCUACCAAUUUUAUGCACGGGAAAAGCAGGUGAAAGAGGUAGACCUCGCUGAUGGAAAUAUAACACUGCAGAGAGAAGCUUCCACUGCCAAAUUAAAAGAUGGCAUCCUGAGCAAAGGGAAGGCUGUGGAAGAUGCUGCUGCUUCAGAUGUACUGAAACACAGAACUGAAACACUAAGUAAAAACAUUACAGAUGAUUUGUCAGAUCAGAAGGCGAAAGGUCUGGCGUACAGUUUGAGCUCAGAUACUACACUAUCAAAGGGGAAUUGGGAUAAAAAGAUCUAUAGAACAUGGGAAAGCCCCGGAACAUCAACCCAUAAAACACAAAAAGAAAAACUUUCCCAUGUUCUUAUUCAAGAUGUGGUGAAAGAAAAUCACAUUGCCCACCCUGAGGCUAAAGACAUGGGCAAAGCUGGUGAAUUUAUCACUGUGACAGAAUGUGAGCACAAAGUGUCAACAAAUGGAUCGCGUUCAAAGGAGGUGAAGGAAGUGACUGUAAAAUCUCCCUCCAAAAAGGUCCUGUAUAGAGAAUUUCUGGUCAGAGAAGGGGAAUGCCCCAGUGGAGUGAUGGAUAAAACUUGCAAGAAAAAGGAACCGUUGACUACAUCCCACAUCCCAGUCAGGAUUUCAGAAGAAAAAAGAAUGUUAUUAGUUAACAUUUCUGAUGGCAUUCAUGAGCAGCCAAAAAACACAGUCCACGGACUGCCGGCUAAAGUGUCCCAUGUCGGUAUAGCUAAGGAAAAAGCUGAGAGACAGUUUGAUUACGCAGAGCAAGCUAGAAAUAGGCAAUCAGAAUUCAGUAAGGUGAGCAGUAAGCAACAUGGGUGCAUCGAGUUAAGGCCUCCUGUGGAGGAUGCGGAGCUAUCUCCUAGUAAAUCACCCGAUUCUUUAGAAAUUAGCCCAAGGGACUUUGACUCAAAUCAUUAUGCUAAUUUGGGGAAAUCUGCCCCCUUAGCAGUUGCGGCUGAGGGCACAAAAGGGAUAAAAACAUUGCCAGUUUAUGUCAGUUUUGUUCAAGUAGGGAGGCAGUAUGAAAAGGAGGUGCAGCAAGGAAGUAUUAAAAAAAUUGUAAGUCAGGAGUGUAAGACCGUGCAAGAGACAAGGGGAGGCUAUUAUACCACCAGACAGCAAAAACAGCUUCCUUCUCCUCAGGGUAGUCCAGAAGAUGACACAUUAGAACAGGUGUCUUUUAUAGACAGCUCUGGGAAAAGCCCAUUAACCCCUGAAACACCUAGUUCAGAAGAAGUCAGCUAUGAGUUUACCUCAAAAACUCCUGACUCACUAAUAGCUUUUAUACCAGGCAAACCCAGUCCUAUCCCCGAGGUUUCUGAAGAGUCAGACGAGGAAGCAGAGGCUAAAUCAACCUCUGUAAAACAGAUUAGUGUGGAGGCACCAAAAACUGACAAUCACCUAGAUAGAGAUUCUAAUAAAAGGCCAAAGGGGAACAGGGUUGCCUACAUUGAAUUCCCGCCUCCUCCUCCAUUAGAUGCUGAUCAAACUGAAUCAGAAAAACAACGCCACUCUUCUGAGAGUGAGAUGGAGUUGAUAGAAGUAAACCUGCAAGAUGAACAUGACAAAUGCCAGUUGGCUGAGCCAGUCAUAAGGGUACAGCCACCUUCUCCUGUGCCACCAGGAGAAGAUGUCAGUGACUCCAGUGACGAUGAAUCCCUGUAUCAGCCCAUUCCAAUUAAAAGGUACAUGUUUAAAUUAAAUGAUGCUGAAGAGACCCGGAAGGAAGCCUCGAAGCAUAAAUCAUCUGAAAAGAAGGAGACUGGGAAGCCUAAUGAAUUUGAUCUUGACAUGGAUUCCCCCCAGAAUGAUAAUGCACAAAAUGGUAACAAUGACCAGUCUGUCACUGAGUGUUCCAUUGCAACCACAGCAGAAUUCUCCCAUGAUACAGACGCAACUGAAAUUGAUUCUCUCGAUGGCUAUGAUCUCCAAGAUGAAGAUGAUGGCUUAACCGAGAGUGAUUCUAAACUUGCAGGUCCUGCAGUAGAAACCAAAAAAGACAUAUGGGCUACAGAAGGUAUCUUGAAACAGACUGAUCGGUGUUUUAGCCAAAGUAAGCUGGAAGUUAUUGAGGAAGAAGGGAAAAUUGGUACUGAAGAAAGCAAGCCUUUAACAAAAUGCCCAACUUCUGAAAAAACUGCAGAUAAGACUGAGCAGAAGUCAGGGGCCCAGUUUUUUACUUUGGAAGGCAGACACCCUGACAGGACUGUGUUUCCUGACUCUUAUUUCAGUUACAAAGUAGAUGAAGAGUUUGCAACACCUUUUAAGACAGUAGCUACUAAAAGUCUAGAUUUUGACCCUUGGUCCAAUAACCGUGGGGAUGAUGAAGUUUUUGAAUCUAAAUCAAGGGAAGAUGAGGCUAAGCCUUUUGGCCUGGGAGUAGAAGAUAGAUCUCAAGCGACAACACCCGAUACGACUCCAGCCAGAACUCCAACAGACGAAAGUACACCAACUAGUGAGCCCAACCCCUUCCCAUUUCAUGAAGGGAAGAUGUUUGAGAUGACUCGCAGUGGCGCAAUUGACAUGAGCAAGAGGGAUUUUGUUGAAGAAAGACUCCAAUUUUUUCAGAUUGGUGAGCAUACUUCUGAAGGGAAGUCAGGGGACAAGGGGGAAGGGGAUAAAACUAAAGUCACUGCCAUCACACAACCACACUCAGGGGACAAAACAGUAGAAAAAACUCUAGAGGGAGACGUAGAAACACCAGCAAUUGAAUAUAAGCUCAUCACCCAGGCCGGUGGAGAUUGUACGGAAGCAACACUGGGUAGUAGCUCACUGGAGAAAUCAUCAACAGCUGUUAAUGCUUCUAAAAUUGAUCCCAAAUUGCGCACACCUAUUAAAAUGGGAAUUUCUGCUUCUACCAUGACGCUGAAGAAAGAUGGCCCUGGAGAAGUGACAGAUAAGAUAGAAUCUGUGACAUCGGUUGUUCAGGGGUUAGAGUAUGAAACCGUAGCAGAGAUUAUGAGUACAGCUAUGCUUAGCCAGAGAAACGGUAGGGAAGCAGAAAAGCAUGAUUUCCAAAAAGAUAAUUUUAAUAACAACAACAAUUUGGAUCCACCCACUACACCUACUAAUAGUGUUACCUGUAAAGUAGUGCUAAAUGAACACUUUGAGUCCAAGCAUCCCACACAAAAAGCUAAUCAAACAAAAAACACUUCAGGAAGUGGUACAGGUGCAUCACAAGGACACUGUAAGCAAAAAUUACACGGAGAACAUCAGAAGUCAUCUGAGCCACUAGGGAAUAGAGCAAGAUCAAAACUUCCUAUAAAGGCUACCUCAGCAAAAGAAGCCACCCCACAUACCAGUAGCCAGGCUGGCAGAGUGACUAAAGUCAGACAGGAGAGUAAACCUGACAAAAGGAAACAGAACAGCUCUUCUCCACAUGUAGAAGCGAGGUCUAAGAUUCCUGUAAAAAAUACACAAAGGCAUAAUUUAGCUGUAGCUAGAAAGACACCCACAGCUCAAAACCAAGAGCAGCUAGAGAGAAGCAGAGUCAAACCACUUCCUUCUAAAUUACCAUUAAAGGUAAGAUCUGCCACCACUACAACAACGACAGUUAAAGUGAAGCAAAGCCAGCUUAGGGAGGUAUGUAAGCAUUCUAUUGAGUAUUUUAAGGGAAUUAGUGGUGAGGCAUUAAAGCUGGUGGAUCGUCUGUCCGACGAAGAGGAGCAGAUGCAGUCAGAGGUGUCCGAGGACGAAGAAGAAGACAGUACAUCCCGAAACACGUCCUUGUCCGAAGCCACUCAAGUUUUCCUGCCUUCCAUUACAUCGAAGCCCGCUAGAGAUAUGAGAACAGAGGCAGCAUCUUUAAAAUCAAAGAUUGAAAAGGCCGACAGUGAGAGGAGGAGGAGUAAGAGGACUGGUCCACAGAGUCCAUGUGAACGGACAGAUAUCAGGAUGGCAAUUGUGGCUGAUCAUCUGGGACUUAGCUGGACAGAACUGGCAAGAGAACUGAAUUUUUCUGUUGAUGAGAUUAAUCAGAUACGUGUAGAAAACCCAAAUUCUUUAAUUGCUCAGAGCUUUAUGUUGUUAAAGAAAUGGGUUACCAGAGACGGGAAAAAUGCUACGACUGAUGCCUUAACCUCUGUAUUGACAAAAAUCAAUAGGAUUGACAUUGUAACUCUGUUGGAAGGACCAAUAUUUGAUUAUGGAAACAUUUCAGGCACCAGAAGCUUUGCAGAUGAAAAUAAUGUUUUCCAUGAUCCUGUUGAUGGUUGGCAGAGGGAAGCCUCCAGCGUCGAUGUGGAACAACCAAUUCUGGGAUGCAAAAUAAGCGGUGAAGUGCUGGAUCGGCUGGAUAACAGCCCCGACCAAUGUAGAGAUUCUGUUACCUCAUAUCUCAAAGGAGAAGCCGGAAAACUGGAAGCCAACGGCAACUACUCCCACUCAACAUUGGAGGCAAAGACUAAGCCUUUUGCUCAGGAGUCUGCAAACAGUCUAGGAAAGCAGAGUGACAAGGAAACUGUGAAACCAAAAACACUAAGUUCUGUCCGUACUGAAGAACAAACGAUAUCCUUAGGAUCGCAUCAGAAAUCUUUGCAAGAGGCUAGCAAGCCAGCAGUCGAUGCAUCUAAAACCUCUGUGCCUGUCAGCAUGAAAAAGAUGAGCUGGAACACUUCCGAAGAGAGCAAGCCAAGACCAAAAGCCCAGGAAGGGGAAGGAGCAGCAGCGUCUGAACAGAAGAUUCAUGUUUGUCUUUUACAUGAGCUGGUGAAAUGUACUAAAAACUGCAUUUAUCAGGAAUUUAGUGACAGUGACAGUGACAUUGAGAUUCAGAGUGACUCGAGCUCAGAGGAAGAACAAAGAAUCAUGACGCGGGUUUAUCGACGCCGUUUGAUUCUGAAGGGUGAGGAAGCGAAAAACAUUCCUGGUGAAUCUGUUACGGAAGAACAGUUUACUGACGAAGAAGGCAACAUCGUGACCAGAAAAGUCACCCGGAAAGUAUUAAGGCGUCAUGUUAUCCCACAUGAGAAACAACUUGGUGAAAUGCAGGGAGAAAGUUAUAAGGUGAAGACAAAAAAGGAAGUCCGACAUGUAGAGAAGAUGACAUAUUCAUAACAGCCAAACAGCAAAUGGACUGUGUGCGCUAUUACUGCCAGUAUUCUAGGAAGAAACUCAAGGAAGAAAAAAAAAUCAACAGGAAUUAUCAAGUCACUGAUAAAAGCGUGUGUGCGUGUGUGUUUGCUGCUUCCACACAUUAACCGCAUGGUUUUUUUAUGCGAAAAGGAAAACAAAACAAAACAAA